AUGCGAGCCUCGAUUUGCCUAGUCGUCAUUUUCCUUAUCAUCAAUGCACAAGCCCACAUUUCUGAUGUGAGAAUCUCUAGUUUCAGCCAAAAUAUGAUCCUAUUUUUUGAUUUUCAGAAGAAACCAAUAAUGGGAGCCGACGAAUUGCGUCUUGCCCGAGAAUGUCGAGUUGACAAAGAUGGAAAACAAUCGGUAGCCUGCCCACGAACAUAUGAAACCAUUUGUAUUCGAUAUGAAGAUUUAUGCAACAAUAUUCCAGAUUGUCCAGAUGGUGCUGAUGAAGAUCGCAUCUAUUGUUUGAUGCAUAACUUGAGAGCAAUUGAAAUCAGCGAACUCGAUGCAAAGGUCGAGGAACUCAAAGGAUAA
Messenger RNA from Caenorhabditis angaria, 366 nucleotides. The record is from the annotation of a GenBank genome assembly. Lineage: Eukaryota; Metazoa; Nematoda; Chromadorea; Rhabditida; Rhabditidae.